AUGAGUAGUAUUAACGGAGGGAGUACGUUACGUCGUAUGGCAACCAAAUCGGGAUCUUCUGGUGCAAUUGACGAGGAAGGAUUCAGGCAUGCAUUCUCAACAGUUUCCUCCUUACCGAUCUACUCCUCACGGGAUCUUUCCGAAUAUAUGACAAAGAUAAAAGAGUCCCUUUGUGUCAACCCCGAGGACUGGGAGCGUCGUGCAAAUGCGUUGAAAGACCUCCGCAAUGUUGUUGGCAGUGGAGGCCAUCAGAUGGAUGAAUUUCCAGCCCUUCUUCGAACACUGGAGACGCCUGUCCUGGGAUGUCUUCAGGAUCUUCGAUCCCAAGUAGUGCGAGAGGCGUCUGUUACUGUGGCAUAUUUGUCCCAAGAAACCGGUAGCAAAUUCGAUCAUUUUGCGGAGAUAAUUAUGCAAACUCUCCUCAAUUUGAUACCGAACAGUGCUAAAAUUAUGUCAACCAGUGCCAUAACCGCAAUUGGUUUUAUUAUCCGUAACACCUUUGCUUCGCGACUUUUCCCCAUCAUUGCCGGUGGUUUAUCGUCCAAAUCCAGUGUUUUGCGAAACUACGUGGACAUGGCCCUGGCCAUUGGUGGGUCUUCAGUGUGCUUGCGGUCGCUUGGACACAUGGAUGUUUUGUCCCACGGCGCUAUUUACCUACAGGCGCAAGGACCGUACGUUUGUAUCUUCCUCGAUCCCAUCUUUCAAUGCUGGCCUGUGCAUGUGCUGGAGAGGCACAUGGCCCUUAUUCAGGAAGUGCUAUGCAAGGGCGUUUCUGAUGCUGAUCAGGAUGCCCGAUCUGCAACAAGAAAGCAGGCUUGCUUGCAUGCCGCCCGUGUGAUUGGUUCGCUCGGUAGCAGGGCGCACUUUAAAUCCAGCAGUAACUGUGGUUGGGCGCGCGAGCCUGGCACAAUGCCUCACGCCACACCGCCAGCCCGUGCGCGCGUUUUCACGGCGGCCUUCAAGUCCUUCGCGGAAAAGUUUCCCGAUCAAGUGGAGACCGUGCUGCGAAAUUUAGACUUCGCCAAGCGGAAAGCGAUAGAGCGCUCACUCUCCUUAAAUGGGGCUGACGAUCAGUCGAGCGCGGCCAGUGGGACUAGCAGUCGAACGGCCAGUCAGACAAAUUUGGCCUGCCCAAGCGCCAAGCGUACUACCCGACCGGCCAUGGGCACCUCUGGUCUCAGCGGCAGCACUCGCAGACCCAACAUUCUUGCCACUGGCUCAAUGAUGUCCGAGACGGGGCGCAAAAAUAUUAGCGCAUACGGUGACUCACAUUCCCAUACUGGCGCCAAAAAGAUCUCAAUGUCACAGCCUGAUAGCCCCGGCUCGGUUGAACCGGCUACUGGGGCUACCAAAGAAGUGUCAUCGGAGCCUGAGUGCAACUUAAGUAGUGAACCAAAAAUCGGUGGGGCUGGUGAUAGGCCGGGAGAAGAUCCCAGUGUAUUUUCCCUUGCCGCCAGCCGUGAGACCUCUCCCAUAAGGACCGCUUCAGAAGUGGACUACAACGUGGGUGGUGCGAGUGCAGCCAGAGCCUAUGCCAAGACUCUCAGUUCCACGAUCAGCCGUCGGAAGGGACUAGGUUUCGGCGCCAGCGCUACGGUGCGUGGCCUACGAAGGACCUCCCGACCUGUGCCCCAUAGUCAGGAUCACUCUCGGGAGGGCUCACCAAUCUCUGCUGUCAGUGCCAACGCCCCCUACACUUAUGGUGCUGCCAACGCCGCCGGCUCCGUCACAAAUAAAAGGCCUUCGUUAUCGUCAAUGAGCGAUGCUGGAUAUUCACAGUUCAAGAGCCAAUCCCGUCGCCAAUACGAGUCAGACGACAAUGCCAGUGAGACGUCUUCUAUGUGUUCUGAGCGCUCGGGUCAAUCCAUGCCAGUAUAUCGUCGUACUCACCUGCGUCCUGUUAACGGAAUCGGGGAGAUAAUCAAAUUGUUGGGGAGUUCCCAAUGGUCUGAGAAGAAGGAGGGUCUAUUGCACUUGAAGGAGUAUCUCCGAUCGGGUCAGCCUUUGAGCCAUGCGGAGGUUAUGCGUGUUGCCGAGGUUCUCAGUGUAAUUUUCGGCGAAUCCUCGAGCAAGGUAAUCACCCCCUUCAUGGAGACACUGCAGCUCUUCAUCAAGGGCUACCACCAAUUCCUCCACGAUUGGAUCUACAUUGCUAUGGUACGACUCUUCAACCGCCAAGGGCAAGAAGUUCUCUCCACUCAUCAAAAGUCCAUUGCUGACACGCUUGCUGUCAUUCGGUCCCACUUCCCCCUCAACUUGCAGUUUGCCUGUUGCUGCCGCUUUAUAAUCGACGAUGCGAUGUCUCCCACCCUGAAAGUGAAGGCGCGAGUUUUGGAGUACCUUAAGGACCUUCUCGUCAUGAUGCCUGUCGACACCAUAAACAACCCCUCCAACGAAAUGGUGAAGAGCAUUGCUCGUGUUAUUGCUUGGUCUACGGAACCCAAGUCGGCCGAUGUUCGACGGUUGGCAAGCCGCGUGGUAAUAAAGCUUUCGGACCUCAACCCGGCAGCGUUCGCCAGCGUGGUUAAGCAGAUGCCAAAGGCCUCCCAGGAUCAGUCGGCGAAACUGCUAAAGACCUACCAGAAGACCGCCACUGCCAGCACCGGCAGCCACGAGGCUACCUCCCCUGAUGGCUCACGCACCUCUAAUCGGUUAAUCAAACCUCAAGUGGGCAAUGGUGGCAAGCCUUUUAGUCCCAUAUCACCAGUUUAUGUGCCUGCGGUGCAACAGGAGGUCGAUCACUUCCAAGCCUCAGGCAAAAAUCGAUCUACUAGCAUUCCUGAUGGUCGUGUGGGAGUGGAGCCCUCUUCAAGUUAUGGUCAGCCACCACCAUUGCCGCCACUCUACUCGGCCAACACGGUAAGACAGAAUGGUCAAAUGACCGAUGGAGCGCAUCAUUACUUCUCCAUAGCCACUGGCAGUAGUCACUCGCCUGCAGCUGGGGAUUCUGGUAACUUGCAACAAUUCUCACCGCAAUACUCCUACCUUCCGGCUAAAAGUCCACAGCAACAGCCUCCGACCUCGAUACUCAGCGGGUUCAGCAAUGACCUGCUCUGCCCCAAGUUAAAAAAGCCCGUCAUCGGGUAUCAGACAUUGAAAAAGAUACGCGGUAAGCCCACGGCCCAAGCCUCUACCUCCCCCCUUUCUCUGUUUCUCGUUAUUCCACCCUCUCUCCCGAGCAUCAGCAUGCGUGCGUUCGCUUGCAUUCCUGCAACAGCAAUGGCAGCAGCAGUAUCAAGGAUUGAAGUCUUCAAGAUGCCUCCAGAGGACGCCAUUACCGAGAUUCUGCAGGAGCUCUCCAACUAUAAUGACAGAUAUGAGCAACGGAAGGCGUGUAUGUUAAAGCUAAUCAAACUGCUACGAGACGGCACCAUUCAGACUUGGGAAGAGCACUCGAAACCCACUCUGUUGAUUCUCUUGGAGUCUCUCUCGGAUACGUCUAACGAGACGCGUGCGUUGGCCUUGCGAGUGCUACAGGAAUUGGUGCGCACGCAGGGCGACCUCAUCAGCGACUACGCCUGCCUAACUGUGAUGAAAAUCCUCGAGGCCUGUAACGACAUUGACAAGGGGGUGAUUCGCUCAGCCGAGGAGUGCGCACAGACAGUGGCACGCUACCUUUCGCAGGAGCUCUGCCUACGCCUCCUCACCACAGUGAUUAAUGACAACCAAACCUCGCUGAACUUGCCCGCGGUGAAGAUGCAGACCCAGGUCAUCAAGGUCUCCUCCCCUGAACUGGUUCAAGAGGUCCUACCUGAUCUCAUUCCUGGACUCAUUGCGGCCUGCAACCACGAGGACAGUCACAUGCGCAAAGCCAGUAUCUUCUGUCUUGUACAGAUUGCUAUUAAGUUUGGCGACGCCGUGUGGGACUACCUCAACGAGCUGACUGCAAGCAAGAAACGCCUUCUGCGCAUAUACAUUGACAAGGAGCUAGAGGGGUCUGGAAAGUCGAGUGAUUCAGUUCGCAUAAGUGGCAAUCUGUCAAUCGCUUGA
Echinococcus granulosus is the source of this 3990-nucleotide messenger RNA. Its product is annotated as CLIP-associating protein. Lineage: Eukaryota; Metazoa; Platyhelminthes; Cestoda; Cyclophyllidea; Taeniidae. The record is from RefSeq and is a predicted model, not a curated record. Gene Ontology annotation, biological process: mitotic spindle assembly. Gene Ontology annotation, cellular component: cytoplasmic microtubule; microtubule organizing center; mitotic spindle. Bases 1 to 3990 code for a protein of 1329 amino acids. The transcript is spliced from 29 exons. Gene Ontology annotation, molecular function: microtubule binding.